Molecule: messenger RNA, 1179 nt
Organism: Debaryomyces hansenii CBS767
Lineage: Eukaryota; Fungi; Ascomycota; Pichiomycetes; Serinales; Debaryomycetaceae
Gene: RCA1
Product: Rca1p
Exons: 1
Coding region: 1-1179 (392 amino acids)
Biological process (GO): regulation of transcription by RNA polymerase II
Molecular function (GO): RNA polymerase II cis-regulatory region sequence-specific DNA binding; DNA-binding transcription factor activity, RNA polymerase II-specific
Source: RefSeq, a predicted model, not a curated record
AUGGAAAAUAUUACUAAUGAGUUAUUAGUAUUAGUCACUAUGAAUUACGCAAAGGAUGAAGGUUACACUCAGGUACCUCCAAAUGGUAACCAGUUCGUAGUGCAAAAUAUUUCAAAUUUGGACUAUCCUAUAGUGAAGGAUGGGACUAAUGGAAAUGUGACGCAAAUCCGGAACUCCCAGGCUAACAUAGAAGCAAGAACACCAGUUCAAGCAGGAGCAUCAAACCCAAUGGAACCAGAAGCUAUAGGUAACGGGGACAUAUCGAUGUCAGAUGUUAAUAAUGGUGGCCAUACUGUGGAGGUGCCAAAUAGAAGCCAUGUAUUUGAAUUCCAUGAUCCAUUUGAUAUUAACUCGUAUCCGAUAACGAAUCCGCCAAUUUUUGACACAACUAUGAUGCUUCCAUAUUCCACGAACGAGGGUAUUCCCAGAAGGAGGAGAAUAUCUAUAUCUAACGGGCAGAUUGGGCAAAUUAUCAACCACGAGUUUUACUUGGAAAAUGAGAGUCCAUUGGAUGAUGAAUUGAAUGCGACCAGACCGGUGAACCAAGCGGCAUCCAAAGACGAUAUUGUAUUGAAUGACGUUCAUACGCACCAGAGAAAGGACCCAGUACGAACAGAAUCAGCAGGGCAAUUGCCGCAUCAGCCAUCUCAAUUGCAACAGAAGGGUUUGGUGUCUCAGCCACAGUUAAAAGUAGAUCUUGGUAUACUGCCGGAACAGCAACAAGGAUCUGUUAUAAAAAAUCAAGUGAAGCCUGAGACGCCCAACAUACAACCUGGAGAUUCGAUACCUGCAGCGGGUGUUCCUCCUCCAAACCAUCAAUUAAUAUACAAUAAUGAAGUGAUCUACAAUCCUAAUAAUGGGCCAAUUCCCGGGACGGCAGCUUGGAAAAAAGAAAGACUAUUGGAACGUAACAGACUAGCAGCUUCCAAGUGUAGGCAACGCAAGAAACAUGCUCAACAACAGCUCCAGAACAAUGUAUCACAAUACCAGAAAGACGUUGACUCACUCAAAGACAAACUAGAUAAAUAUGAGACAGUUUUCAAAAACUUCAAUUUGAUACUUUCCAAACAUGUCCACAAAUUUCCAGACUCGGAUCUAAAAUUACUAGCAGAUUUUAAAGAUAUAGACGCCAUAACUGAUAGAGACCUUGAAACAAUUUCCAAGCUUGCUGGUAGAUGA